CACCCACAAGGCAAACUUUUGUCAGAUAGAAACUCCAGCCUGUCAGUCUACAGCAGAGCACCACGGAGGGAGCAUUACUAGUCUCCAGAGUUCCAGAGAAUACGAGAGGACUUCCCCGCUCGUCUGGACAAACUACGGCAACUGAUAGAAGACAAAGUUCAUAUCCUUCAAUCCCCCAUCACCAAGGAGCAACAGGGUUCUGUGUGUGAGGAGAGCUCAGGGACAGGAGGACUGUGGAGGUUUGCUGUUUUGAGUGAGGAGCUGACUUUUCACCUGCAGCAGCUGCAGACACAGACACAGCAGGAGCUCUGCAACAUCUGCACACAACUCUCGCAGAUUGAGGGCCGUCAGCGGCUGCUUUCCUUUGAGCUUUUAAUUCUUCAGGAGAAGAAGAAACAGGCCGAACAGGAGCUGAGGAGAAACUCCAGCUUCCAUACGUCCACUGUUCAGCUGUGUGCCUGCCGGGAGCUUCAGGUCUCCAUCACCGAGCGUUUGCUUCAAUCAGAGAGGUUGGUGUUCCAGGAGGAGGCACUGAGCACGCUCCAUAACCUGCUGACACAAGACCUGCAGAGGUACCAGGACGAGACGCAGAGACUGACCGGUUUCACACAGAAAAUACUCAGACAGUCGCACAGGUCGGACAGAAAGGAAACGCUCCCGAGCAGAGAGAGUGACCGCAGCAUGCAGGGAAAGAGCGAGACAGAGCAGCAGAACAACAUGCAAGCGCCUUCUUCUAAGCCGCCUCUCAGUCUCCAAGCCAACAUCAAAGACGAGACACAGCAGAUCAGAAAAGCCAGUCAGAAGCCGUCUGCAGUCCUGAUCCGCAGCUCAAACCUGCGCCGAGCUGGCAGCAUUAAAGACCUGAUCAGUAAAUUCUCUGGUCCAGAACAAGACUCCUCUCCACAGAGCCUCUCCUCUGGAUCCCCAAAGUCUGCUGAGGUUCCAGAGUCCUCAAAGUCCUCAAAGUCCAAGUCGAGUCCCACUACUCUGAGCAGCGUUGGACAAGAUAGGAGUCCAGUCCCCAGCAUCUCUGUGACCCCUCCGAGCCAGCAAACCAGUCAGAACGGGGCUGAAUCGGCUCAGAAUGGCAACAAAUCAAGUCAGAUAACUGCAAGAAUGGAUUGUCCAGUGGGGGGCAGCACUGAGAAGAGUGACUCAGAAGCUAAGAGGGAAACACAAACGGCAGACUCUGGUAGAGAGUCGGUGGCAGACUCGGGUAUUGGAUCGGAGUCAGAAUUAGAUACAAACAAGCAGCCAGAGAGCCCGUCAGAGGACGAGCCCACCACACCGAAGCCGGUAUCAACCAGCCAGAACCCGAAAUAUCAGCUGUUCGUCAACAACGAGAUGAAGACCAACGGGGUGGGCGGCAGGGAUGCAGAUGGUCCGGGAGGAGGCGGGCCGAUGGGGGAGAACGGCCCCAGGCUGGCCCAGUGGGAGCAAGGCCGGCUGAAGAAGAACCACUUUCGAGGGUCAAUGGAGUCCCUAGUCUCACGGGACUUGGACACAUCGUCUGACAGGGUGGGCAUUUAUGAAAACGCUUCCCCUCACAGGGUAUUCAACAGUCCAUACUCCACCUCUAUGGAUUACAACCCCUCACUCCGCAUGUCCAAGACUUUUCAGUCUGGACUUUCUCCUGCCACCUCCGAGAUGAACCUCUACGGCUUCAACAAUCGCAGCACCAGUCCAGUGGGCCUGCCUACGCCCACCCUCACCCACUCCCGCCCCCGAUACUCCGCCUACGACACCCUGUUAAAGAGAAGGAACGAGGCCAACAUCCCUCAGCAGCAGCAGCAGCAGCAGCAGCAGCAGCAGCAUCAGCAGCAGCAGAUGAUGACAACCCACUACAGCCUGCGCUCUGCCACUAUGGGAGCCCCCAAUAGAAAGGACUACAUAGAGGAGUUAACCAAGCAGCUGGACGCCUGUCAGAGGCGCAACCAUUUCCUGGAGGCAGAGAGUGUGGAGAUGGAUAAGGAGAGGAACCAGAUCAGGUUAGAAAUGCGUAACCUGCUGGUGAACAACGAGGACCUGCUGAGGAACAACACUCAGCUGAACAACGAGAUGAAGAGGCUGAGAGAGCAGAUGAUAGAGAUGGACAGAGAGAAACAAACCAUUGCCGGGAGAUUCAGAGAGAUGGAGAUUGAGGUGAAGGAGGCUCGAGAGGUGAUGGUGGAGGCCAACACCCAGGAGUACGCCUUCAAUUUCCUCCAGCAGUCGCUCCAAAACAGGCUAAAGGAUGCUGAGGAGAGCCUGGAGAAGGAGACACUGCACUCACAGACUCUUAGUGAUAAGUUGUGGCAUGCAGAGAGGCAGCUGGAGGAGCUGGAGGUCGACCAAGGCACCAAAAACAAGAAGACAUCAGAACUCAACAGCACCAUCCUCAGACUGGAGACAGAGCUGGCUGAUGCCCUGCAGGUGUCCACACAGGCUACAGUAGAGAUGAACCUUCAGCAGAAGCUGCGUGAUGACGUGCAACAGAGGGUGGAGGAGCUGGAGGAGACUCUGCUGGAGAAGGAGCAGGAGCUGCAGAGACUACAGUCAAUUGUCAACAGACUACAGGGAGAGGUCUCUGGUAAACUCAUUGAUAAGGAGCGCACACUGGAGGAGGAGAUCCAGCUGAGAGAGAGGAUCCAGCUGCAGUGUAAGCAGGCAGAGAGGACCGUGGAUGACCUCCAAAUGGAGCUGCAGACCACCAACCAGACCAAAGAGGACCUGGCCAAACAACUCAAACAGGCUCAGGAGAAGAUGAUCGACCUGGAGACCGAUCUGGAGGAGCUGCAUGACAGCGAGCAGAGGUGGGCCGCCAAGCACAAGAGAGCCAUCGAACAGACCGAGCAGCUGCAGUUGAAGCUGAUUCAAGAGAAAGAUCUGAUCGACAUUAUGGAGACUGACAAGAUCUCCAUGGAGAGACAGCUGCGUGAGCUGCGUCUGGAGAUUGAGGAGCUUCAGAGCUCUAGAGUUCAGGAGGACGUCAUCUCCAGGGCGGAGAUCCGAGUCAAAGAGCUGGAGAACAGUCUGAGGGCCGAGGAGAGGAGCAAAUCAGUUCUGGCCAACAGUGUCAGCAAACUGGAGAGGAAGAUCAAUGAGCUCAGCGACCAGAUGGAGGAGGAACACAGGAUAGCCAAUGAGCAGAAAGAACUGAUGGCUCAGAGGAUCCGCUCGCUGAAGCGUCAGCUGAACGAGGCCGAAGAGGAGGCGAGCAGGAAAGAGGCGCAGUACCGCCACACCCAGAGAGAGCUGGCAGAGGAGAGGGAGACGAGCGGGCGGCUGCAGAGGCAGGUGCUCGACCAGCAUAUACAGACAAAGCGUAAGGACACGCUGACCAUCCGUCAGACUCUGGACAACCUGAGGUUGGACCUGAGUGUCGACGACGAAGAUGAAGAGAAUCCGCCGGAGGAACAAACACCAAGCCAAGUCACUAAAGUCUAAACAAUCACACUUCAGCUCAUGGAACAGGCAACAGUGCAGUUAGGAUGCGUUUAAAUGGUGAUUUUUUUUUGUUAACUGCCACCAAAACCAACAAUAAUGGAGAAGAGGAAGAAGCCUGUUGUAUGAGACAAAACAAAUCUCCAGUCAAAUUCUCAGGACUAAAGAAUGACCGAAGAAGUGACAUUAGAUUCUCAUUUUAGCCAUUUGGGGGCAGGGCGUUUUUUUUUUUAAUCUAUUUUUUUAACCAGGAUGUUUUCUUGAACAAUGGAUGCCUUUUCUUGAAGUUCAAUUGUAAAUUAACUUUUAUCUUUAUCUUUUUUUAACCAAGCGUAUAUUAUCCUAAUGAUCUCCUACAAAGCGUCCCAAACAAAAGAAAGGUAUGUGGUCCAAUAAGAAACAUGAAAAGAUUGUUAUAUUUUUCUGCAAAAAUCUUCAGUAUGCUUCACUAUUUUCCUUUUAUGUGCUGAAUUUGAAGCCUGCUUGUAGAAUAAUUGGGGGGAAAAAAAGCUUGACCAUCAUAUUUUCUCCUUUUCUUUUCCAUAGAAUAUUUAUAAGAAUUUGUUAGUUUACCUUGGUGCAAUAAGAUGUAGAGGGAAACUUACUGGUGAAAGGACAUUUUAUUAUCGUAGCAACAGAUCGCUGGAGUCUGUUCCAGCGAGCUUUUGAACAGUGAACCGUCCAGGAAGACGUCUUCAUUUUGUGCUCCACAGAUUGCGUACCGUAUAAGCAUUUAAGUUGAAAUAAUACUUUUAACUCCCACAGACUUUAUGGAAGAUAUUUGGAACAGAUCACAUUGCAUACGUUUCUGCAAUAUUUUCUAGAAGAGACUCCUUGGCCAUCUUCUCUGAUUGAGCACAGUUUGUUUUUUAGGUGUGAUUUUCUAUACUAGAAGCUGUGUAGUUUAACAUGUACAACACUUUCCAAAUGCAUCACAUGAACAUAUUCCCCAUUCUACGCUGCCAUAUCACAGGGUACUAACACACAUCACGGUGUGACUGUGGACGAGGGGAUCUCUGGACUUUAACUGCUGAAACAAAAAGGAGAUUAUUUAUAUCGAACACUUUUUUGUGUUUGUGUUGUUUUUAUGAUUUCUGAUAUUUUUCCAUGUUCUGUACUUGAGAUGUUUGAGGGGUAUAAUAUUAGAGUUUAGUUUGAGGUAUUUUAGAGGGUUGGCUGCUGUAUUAUUUAAACUCACUGUGCCUUCCACUUACAGUAUCUGUUCAUGAAAGGAUUGUUUUGUCAGCAAAGACGACGACAGAAAAGGAAAUGCAACUCAUCACUUUGCCUUUGUUUGUGUGUCUUUGUUAAGCUGUAAAAUGUGCAAAUUAGGACGUUUUAGCUCUCAAAAGUAUGAACAAAUGUCUCACCACAGUUUGGAUCAAAGAUAUGUGUCAAUGCAAAGUGAUGAAGUGAACAAAAUGGCAUUAAAAGACAGCUUUCAUGCCACGCUGUUGUCUUAGUUAAUGUCCUGUUUGCUCUUAUAAUAAGAUAACUAGGUGUACAGAGAGAGGCAAACAGGGCUAGGCUGUUUAAUUCAAACCAAUGGAUAUUCACUGAUUCUCAAAAAGUUCAUAAAGACUCAAAGUUGAGGGGAUAAUCCUCCCCUUUCUCAUUGAAACUGAAAUGAGCCCAGCUCUGCUCUGCAUGCUUCAUCAAAGGCUGUGGUAAACACUUAAAGCUCCUUUUAAGACAAAUAUGUUCUGUUUACAUUGGUUGGUGUAUUUGGCUUUUUUUGGAAACAGGAGAAUAAAUCUUCUGUUUGUGUCUAUAGAAAGGUUUUUAUAAUUCAGCUGUUGGGGAGUAGAAUUGCUGCAGAGUGUCACUGGUGUCUUUUUUUGUUGUUUAACAGAGGAGGUUGACAGUGUCUACACAUAUGUAAAAAAGAAAUAGAAUACACUUGACUUAUUUUUGUAACUACACUUCACAUUCUGCUGGCUCUGCUGUUCUCGGGUAUUUAUUUUUGUUGUUCAUGUUCUCUUUAUUUUGGUGAGAAGUUUCUACACAACGGAAAUAAACUCUUCUCCACUGUAAA
This is a messenger RNA of Labrus bergylta (ballan wrasse), 5458 nucleotides long. Its product is annotated as myosin heavy chain, embryonic smooth muscle isoform. NCBI's taxonomy places the organism in Eukaryota, Metazoa, Chordata, Actinopteri, Labriformes, Labridae. The record is from RefSeq and is a predicted model, not a curated record. Gene Ontology annotation, cellular component: myosin complex; bicellular tight junction.